Capra hircus (goat) is the source of this 2381-nucleotide messenger RNA. RefSeq lists its product as uncharacterized. The record is from RefSeq and is a predicted model, not a curated record. The transcript has 17 exons. The coding region runs from base 76 to 2154 and encodes 692 amino acids. NCBI's taxonomy places the organism in Eukaryota, Metazoa, Chordata, Mammalia, Artiodactyla, Bovidae.
UGUUUAGAGGCCCUGCCCAGAGCCCUCAGGUUGGGGAGAUGAAUUAUUGAGGGGAAUCUGAGAGGCACAGAAGCCAUGGAGUGUGGAGGGGUGAUGGGCACAGGGGCCCCUUUGGGCCAGGGCCCCUCAGCCCCCGCAGCCCUCGCUGACAACCCGCAGGCCCGGUUGACCGUGGUGGUGGAAGUAGAGAGGACAAGAUCUGGCCCCAAGGAGACCUGCUUCCCUACGCUCCUUCUUGAGGGGGCCAAGAGCAUCCGCCUACUUCAGCCUGAGCCUCUGGAGUGUCAGGAACAAUGCAUCACCUUUGAUAGAGUCCUGGGUUCUGAUGCUGCUCAGGAGGCAGAGCAGGAGCUGCUAGCACGAGUCCGGCCCACUCUGGGCUCUGUGAGCCGAGGGUACAGUGUGGCCCUGCUGCUUCGGGGUCGGGAAACGGAGGCGCCCCGGCUCGUGCCUCAGCUGCUACAGGUGCUGUUUGAAGAAGCUCUGCCCCUCAGGGGCUCUGAUGCUGUGCUUAGCACUCUUAGCCUAGUUCAGCUCAGCGCCAACAGGAGGAUCCGGGAUUUACUGACUCCAGGGGCAGGGAACCUAUCCGUGCUGGAUGUGGCUCCUCUGGGCUUGGUGGUGGAAAAUGCCAGUGAAGUGGAGGUAUCGGACUCAAGAGCUGCCUCAGAGCUGUACUUGCGGGCUGCAUGUGGAGAAGGCAGGAGCUGCUCUCUGCUCACUGUCACCAUGUCCUGCCUGGCGCCUGACCCUUCUGAGGGGCCUGGGACCCAGGGGAUGUGGCAAGGAGCCUUGCGGAUCCUGCAGCUUCCAGGAGAAGUAGACUGUCCCCUGCUGCAGGUACUAGCUGGCAACGUGGCUGGUGAAGAGGUGGAGGGCUCUCUGACCUGGAUUGUCUCAUGGCUUCUGGAAGGAAACAACUACAGUGGCCUUCUUCUUCGCCUGGAUCCUCAAGGCAGCCCCCUGAGCUUGUUCCAGUCUGCUUUGUUGGGGGCCGCAGGAAGGAGGAGGAAGGUGAAACACGUGAGGCCCACCCUGUGGGACGCAGUAGAAGAGGCCCGGGCCCGCCGAGCUGGUCUGAAGAGCCUGCGAUCAGGCCUCCUUAGGGACGCCCUGACAGACAGUGGGCUCAGCCAGCUGGGCAGGGCGCUGCGGGAGCUGCAUGUGGUAAAAGCCUGGAGCCAGCGCUGGGGAAGCUGGAUGCUCAAAGCAGUCAAAACUGAGGCUGCGGGGUUCCCAGAACCACAGGUACAUCUUCUCAUCCAAAUUCUUGGGAGCCCUAUUGACGUCUGCUGCCUUAUUCUGUAUAUAGCACACUGUAAGGCAGCCCUUCCUUCCUUCAUUAAUGUUCUCAUUCUCAAACAUUUAGAUGUUUUGGACUUUGCCUUGAAGGUCAAGGGAAGCCGCAAGGAUGACAAUACUGCUCCCACUUUUCAGCAAACGGAAACUCAGAGAAGUGAUGUGACACAUUCAACAGCAAGCCCCAGCCCAGGUCUCCAGAAGGAGCCUCAAGUGGCAGGAAGAACAGCAUCUAUAGGACCUGAUCUCCACCAAAUGCAUCCACUCAGGGACUCUGAGGAACAGGCCCAGCAGGCCCCGGAUGUGGCCCUACACUUCUUCUUGGCUCAGGCCCAGAGACACAGACUGCGAGAACAGCACCAAGCGUGGAUCCAAGAGGAGGUGAAACAUAUGGAACAGGAGGAAGAGGUGGUGGCGGGUGACCAGGCCAAAGGCCUGCUGGCUGAAGAGGACUCCAAGGAGAGGCAGAGAUGGCACCGGGAGCAGACAGUGCUGAGAUGUCAGCUGGAGGCCCUUAAGGCAGAACGGGACGCCGCAGAGCAGGACCUGACAGCCCUCUAUGACCUACACGUGCAGGCUGCCCGGGCUCAGACACGCCAUGUGCUGCAGGUAUUUCGAGCCUGGCAGGGCCUCUGCGAGGAGGAGGCCAUGACCACAGAGCAUCACUACCGCAGCCUGCUGGCCGGCAUCUUGCAAGACUCCAUCAGCUUGGCCACACAGAACCAGGAGCUCCAAGCCCAGAAUAAGCAACUUCGGCAGACCGGGCUGGCAGAGGUUGUACUGGAUACCUGCCCUGAGGAGAAAUCUGGUGAUCAGGAAUCCAACAGGGGCACUUUCUUCUCUCCUCAUUUGUAAAAGUCCUAGAAGGGAGAGGAAGUUGGGACACAACAGCCAAGCUUACCUCUACUAGAUAAAUAAUCACAUCACUAACCAGGGCGCAUUGUGCCAGUCCCUGCUAAACGCCUAAUAUCCCUUAUAUGAUUUAGAGAUUUCCACUACCCUAUAUGGAGAUGCAGGAGACAUGGGCUCCAUCCCUGGGGGUCAGGAAGAUCCCCUGGAGUAGGAAAUGACACAAAGGAGCC